This is a messenger RNA of Pyrenophora tritici-repentis Pt-1C-BFP, 2658 nucleotides long. RefSeq names its product WD40 repeat protein. Lineage: Eukaryota; Fungi; Ascomycota; Dothideomycetes; Pleosporales; Pleosporaceae. Gene Ontology annotation, molecular function: chromatin binding; protein binding. The record is from RefSeq and is a predicted model, not a curated record. Gene Ontology annotation, biological process: DNA repair; mitotic cell cycle; DNA-templated DNA replication. Gene Ontology annotation, cellular component: nuclear replication fork.
AUGGCCGCAAAUCAACGAAUGCGCGCUCGCCAGGCUCAUGCCCCUGGCCCAACUUAUCUCGCAUACACACCGGACGGAAAGAAACUCGUAACAGCCGGAGUCGAUGACUACUGCCGUGUGUUCACCACUGGCUCUGAUGAUGAGCCAGUCACCAUAGAUGAUUGCCAAGAGAAUAACACGGCGGUUGUCGCUGGUAAUGAUUUCUUCAUUACGGGCUCAGAGGAUGGCACAGUGAGCCGGUUUUCGCUUGAAAGUGCUAAAUUCGAAGAAAUACUAGUCCGGACUACGCUUCCAGUGCGAGAUGUGGCCCUCAGUUCAGAUGGGAAGUGGGUUGCUGUUGGAAGCGAUGAACUCUCUGUAAAUCUCGUGAAUACCAAAGAUAAAAGCAUGCGGACGCUGCGCGACCAGCCCCGAGCAGUGAAACACGUAUCCUUCGACAAGACUGACAACCGCCUCGCCGUAUCCUGUACCGAUGGCCAUGUCUACAUGUAUACUCUGGAUGGAGAUCAGCCCGAGAUGGACAAGAGGGUGGAAGGCAUGAUUAAGAGCAUGGAGGCAGAUUCAGAGUCGAGCUCAAAGGUGCUGUGGCAUCCUGAUGGACGAGCAUUUGCUACACCGACUGCGAUGCGACAAAUACAGGUCAUGUCAACGAGCGAUUGGGAACGCCAACGAGUCUUCAAAACUGGACAUACUGCCGAUAUUACAGCCGCUGCCUGGUCGCCUAACGGUGCUUUGCUGGUGACUACAUCGAGCGAUCUGAGUCUCAACCUGUGGGAUACUAAGACACAGAAAAUUCUAAAGAAGUAUGAGAAUGUCAAGGCGACCAUACUUGCCAUGGCAUGGCAUCCCACUGAGAAUAUACUUUCCUACACCAACAACGAGGGCGAACUGUUCAUUCACACCGACAUUGUACCCGAAGAACACAUCUCCCUUCUUCAAAAAGCCACCGUCUCCGCACCCUUCUUUCAUGAUCCGUCAGAGGGUCGAGCCGGUGUCCCGGCACCAGCGCAGCUCACAAGCGGCAAUGUACAAACUCUUCCAGGGCGGCCACGGCAAAGAAGCGGAACAGCCGACUCAUUGGAGGAUAUUCUAGGCCCAGAAUUCCAGGACGAUGAAGCACAAGAAGACGGUGACGAGGAAAUGAACGAUUUCGUAAUCGACGAUGAUGGCGCCGGCUAUGCACCAGCCAUCACUGCCGCAAAGAAACGAACCAACGGCCAUCUCGCAGAUGGGAUACAACCAGCAUCUAAACGUCGUGCAUACAGCUCCGCCCUUUUUCGUCCUCAAGUUCACGAGCCUUUCCAGCCUGGAAGUACGCCCUGGCGUGGAGAACGACGAUUACUGUGUUGUUCAUUAACGGGGUACGUCGAGACCGUGAGCCAGGAGGGUAAACAUCACACCGUGUCCGUCAAGUUUUAUGACGAGCAUACCUUCCGCAAUUUCCACUUUACCGACAUUUUCCUAUACGACAAGGCAUGCCUCAACGAGAAUGGAACCUUGUUCGCCUGCCAACCAGACAGUACUGGAGAAGGAAACACAGCAAUGAUAUACUAUCGGCCACACGAAACGUGGACGACACGAACCGAGUGGCGGACUAAUCUACCAACGGGAGAGUCUGUCACUGCAAUUGCGCUGUCCGACUCCUAUGUCUGUGUCACAACAUCAACCAACUACGUACGCAUAUACUCAUUGUUCGGACUACCCAUACGCGUCUACAGGCAGAAGAGCUCGCCGGCAGUUACGUGUGCAGCCUGGCGCGAUUACAUCCUCACAAUAGGCAACGGGCCUAUACAAAAUGACCUCAGCACACAGCUUCUCUACACCAUUGAGAACAUCAAGCACGACAUCGUCUACCAGGAUUCUGAUAUCCUCGCACUGCCACCAGGUACGACAUUGACCAGCGUCUUCUUCUCAGCAGAAGGUGAUCCAUACAUCUACGACUCGGAAGGUGUGCUAUUAACCUUACUUGGCUGGAGAAAUACUGGCCAAGCGCGUUGGGUGCCCAUGUUAGACACCAAACUCCUUUCCCGUCUCACCGGCGGUGGAAAAGAAGAAAGCUACUGGCCCGUCGGCGUAGCAUCAUCCCCAUCUCAAGAUGGCGGAAUUGGCGCAAAGUUCCACUGCAUGAUCAUCAAGGGCCGCGAGCAAUACCCCAGUGCUCCUGUCCCCCACCUCUCAGAGUUCGGCUUCGAGAUCCCGCUCAGCAGCGCAAUCGACAAGUCCAAGAAAGCGAAGAAGCGAGGUGGUGAUCUGAGUGACAUGGAAGACGAAGACGACGGCCCUACCCCUCAGACCAACGAGGACAAGCAGCAGGAACACGAACAAGCAUUCAUUCUCUCUUCCACUCUGCACUCGCAGCUCUCCUCAACGCUAUUGCACACCCGACCCACGGCGUCUCAGAAACAGGCUCUCACUACGUUGGAGGUGGCGAUUGAUCGUGCUUUGCUGCAGCUACUCGGAUUGGAAUGUCUGGCUGGUGAGGACCACGGGAUGAAGGCCCUGGAAAUUGUCAGUCUAAUGCGCGAUGCGAAUGGCAAGAUGCUCGAUCUGGCUGGCAAGGUGGCGUCGCGGUAUGGUCGUGAGGUGUUGGGAGAGAAGAUUCGCGAGUUGGCGGAGCGUAAGGCGUUGGCUAGGGAGGAGGACGAGGAUGAGUUGUAG